GUUUGCAGCUGAUCAAUUGGAAAUAAAUCUACUAUGAUAUCAAUAUAUUAUGUAGGGGUGAAUUAAAUCAACAAUAUUUUCUAAAAUGAUUUAGUUUUACAACUAUGCUUUGACAUGAUGCAGUCUACUCAAUAUCAAUAUCAAUAUAUAUAUAUAUAGCUCUUGCAGAUGGUUAUUGUAUGUCUGCAAUUAUUGCAGACAUCUGCAGUUAAUGCCUCCUAGCUAUCAAAAGGCACUACACUAGCCAACACCACAUCAAAUAGGUCUCCAUAGCCACAGUUUGGACACAUAGAUUAGUUCAAAUUAUGUGCCUUGCCCAGGAGCAAAGAGUCUGUUCUGUUUCCCCUUUAUUGAGAGUGAAGGCUCACCAUGUUUUAAGGCUUAUUUGAAUGUAAUUGUAGUAUUGAGAAUGGACAGUAAAUAAGCAAGGGUCAAUGUGUUUUGUUGUGAGUGGAAAUCAAUAAUCGAUACAGAUCAGUAUAGGUACACUAUUUUACAUACUGAUGGAAAACUAAGAAAGGUCAUGUGUGGUGUGUUGACAUGGCCCUUAGGACUAAAAGCUAGACCACCCAGGUGAACAAAUACUGCAAAAAGUGGUUUCCAUAACAACACAACGUGGUCAAGGCAAAAUCCUUGCUACUUAUUUGCUGCCCAUACUUUUCUUUAUGUUAAAAUCAGCUCUCAGCCAGUUCAGUUUCUGGAUCUUUUUUAAAUGCUCAGUGGACACCUGGUAUCACAAACUGGGCAGAAAAGACAAGGGAAGCUGAUGAAGCAUGGUGACAAACCAUAGGCGACAGAUCAUCUCUUGCCUUUCUGUCUCUCCCGCCCUCCUCUCCUCUCCAGACAGGGUUGGGCCAAACAGCAGGUGGUGCAGAAGAGAAGCCCGGAUAUGGGAUUUACACAUUUCUGGCUCUCAGAUAUCUGCAAAACACAAGCAUGGAGGAGCAACAAAUCCCAAAUUUUAAAAACUCAGGUGUCACAGCAAUAGCGUCUCUGGCCAUCGCUUGCUGAAUAAAGAUGCACAUGGAUUUGGACAGACAAAUCAGAUGACUCACAAGAGGAGAAAGAAGUCCAUCCUCUGAUCUCAGGACCACUGUUUCUGAUUAUGUGAGUCAUCAGGUUACAAAGACCAAAGAGGGUUUUAAGACAUGGAGGCACUUCAGUUUCGUGUUAGGAAUCUAUUGGUAAAUGAACCUUGAUGUCAACAUGAGGUCAAAGAAACGGUAACCGUUUUGUUCCACUCACUUGCAUAGAUGAUUCACCCUUUAAAGAGACAUCACUGGGAACUAGCAGGGUCUAAUGAUGUAGCAGCUACAGGUGACUUAAAUGUGGCCUAUGAUUCAAGACAGUCCAACCACAGUCAGUAUGGAAGUGCAGACAACGUCUCUGGUCUGGAUAUAUGUUAAUGGUACAGAACAACUGAACACUUCAGAUGAGUACAACACAACGGAUUUGAUUGAAAACUCAGACAAAUACCAAUCUUAUAUCAUUGGUCUCUUCCUGUCCUGUCUGUACACCAUCCUCCUCUUUCCUAUUGGAUUUAUUGGUAACAUCUUAAUCCUGGUGGUGAACCUGAACCACAGAGAGAAGAUGACCAUUCCCGACCUUUACUUUGUUAACCUGGCUGUAGCUGACCUAAUCCUGGUGGCAGAUUCCCUCAUCGAGGUCUUCAAUCUGAAUGAGAAGUAUUAUGACUACGCUGUCCUCUGCACCUUCAUGUCCCUUUUCCUGCAGGUCAACAUGUACAGCAGCAUCUUCUUUCUCACAUGGAUGAGCAUUGACCGAUACAUUGCCUUGGCUAGCUCCAUAAGCAGCAGCCCGUUGAGGACUAUGCAGCAUGCCAAGCUCAGCUGUGGCCUCAUCUGGAUGGCUUCCAUCCUGGCCACCCUUCUACCCUUCACCAUUGUGCAGACCCAGCACAGGGGUGAGGUGCACUUCUGCUUCGCCAAUGUCUUUGAGAUUCAGUGGCUGGAGGUUACCAUUGGCUUUUUGGUGCCUUUCUCCAUCAUUGGUCUAUGCUACUCUCUGAUUGGGCGAAUCCUUAUGAGGGCCCAGAAGCACCGCGGAUUGUGGCCACGGCGGCAGAAGGCCCUGCUCAUGAUCGUGGUGGUGGUUCUGGUGUUCUUUAUCUGCUGGCUGCCAGAGAACGUCUUCAUCAGCAUCCAACUGCUGCAGGGCACAGCUGACCCGUCGCAGAGGACUGCUACCACCCUGUGGCAUGACUACCCACUCACAGGCCACAUUGUUAACCUGGCAGCUUUCUCCAACAGCUGCCUCAACCCUAUUAUCUACAGCUUUCUAGGAGAAACAUUCAGGGACAAGCUGCGUCUCUUCAUUAAGCAGAAGGCCAGCUGGUCAGUAGUGAACCGCUUCUGCCACCACGGCCUCGAUUUACACCUCCCUGUCAGGAGGGAAGUGUCCGUGGUGUGACUGUUAAGAAGAAGGACUUUUCUUAUGAAUCUAAGUCCACAGAAUAUGCUAAAAAUUCUUCACCCAGUGUGAAAUAUGACCUCAGCUUUCUUUAUCUGUUAUUUAGCUUUGCCUCGUAGUUGUACCAGUGUCUCAGUUAACCUGCUCACUUUCUGAACAAAAACACAAAAGCACCAAGGAUGUACACUCAAAGGAUGACAAUGACUUAAUAAGUGCAUCCCUUUAAGUAGAUAACACUGCACAUACAGUACUUAAAGCUAUAAUCAUGUUUAUCUGCAUGUUGGAUUGUUUGCUUUAAGUCUAUUUGGUGUGUUCUUUCUUCAAAAAGUUAGUUGGAUGGCAAGGCAGUCAACAGGAAACGAAAUGUGAGAAGCAAAAUGUCAGCUUCUACCCUUGAAGUAUACAGCCAGUGGGCAAAGAUAACUAACGAAUAGAUGAGUGCCAGAGGAGACCAGCCAUUGCGGAAUGAGACGUUUAAUGUUAUGUGAUCUAAAAUGCAAAUCUUCCAGAACAUUUUCUGGGUAUGUGGGAUAACCUGUAGAAAUAGGCUGCAUUACAGCAUGCAUAGAGGACAUAAUGCAUCAUGUUACAGCUAAUCAGGCUAUCCAUUUCAUCUGCAAAGAAUGGGUCAUUUUGGUUAAAACCUACUGUACUUUUAACUGUAUUAUGGAAAAAGGAAAACAUGCAUUUAUCAAGAAACUACCACAUCAACACCACCAUGAUAACCCAUGACAAAAUGACUGCAACAUAAAACAAGGCAAUAACUGUCCAGGACAUCACAGUUAGGGGGCGAAAUCAAAGACACAACAUGUAGCAGUGACUGUCCCUGUCGAUAUUACUGUACCCCUUGUUUUGUGCAUUCCAGCUAACAUUUCAUUUACUACUGUUGAAAGAAAAUAGUCUUAUGUAUAGUUAAACAUUCAUUGCACAAUUGCAGAA
Messenger RNA from Sander lucioperca (pikeperch), 3369 nucleotides. RefSeq names its product G protein-coupled estrogen receptor 1 (gene gper1). NCBI's taxonomy places the organism in Eukaryota, Metazoa, Chordata, Actinopteri, Perciformes, Percidae. Gene Ontology annotation, molecular function: G protein-coupled receptor activity; nuclear estrogen receptor activity. Gene Ontology annotation, cellular component: membrane. The transcript is spliced from 2 exons. Gene Ontology annotation, biological process: G protein-coupled receptor signaling pathway; cellular response to estradiol stimulus. The record is from RefSeq and is a predicted model, not a curated record. The coding region runs from base 1327 to 2430 and encodes 367 amino acids.